ACAUUUUCAUCACCGAAAAACAAUCAAAUAUUUUCUGUUUGACAUCACUGACAUUCGAGAUUUUGUUAAUUAUCAACUUUGGGUUGGAAUUAAAAACACAUCCAGGCAACGACGACAAAUAUCAACAAAUUAGUGAUUCAUACGCCCCGAAAAUAACGGCAGAAAGCAGUGAAAUUUCCGAUUAGAACAACGAUUAAACGAAAAAAGAACAAAUAUGGCAGCGGAAAUUAAGCCAUCACCCAAGCGCAAUGAACGUUUUAGCACGAAAAAACCUGAACUGUUGAGCAAAUUGGAGGGCAGUGCCGAUGACAUUAAUGCAGCUAUACUAAUACCGGGUGAAAAUGGUGUUAUUAGCGUUUCGGAUGACAAGACCAUACGUGUGUGGCUGAAACGAGACUCGGGCCAAUAUUGGCCCAGUAUUUGUCAGUUUAUGCCCAGUGGCUGCACUUGCCUGUACUAUUUGCAGGAAACGCGUCAACUGUUUGUGGGCCAAGAGAAUGGCACCGUGACAGAGAACACGUUAUCGGAGGAUUGUAAUCGUCUGACAUUUUGCCGGGAUCAUUUGGCUCAUCAGGCCCGCGUCAUGGCAGUGGUCUUUUCGAAAGCCCACAACUGGGUUUUGUCUUGCAGUAAGGACAAAACAUUUGCAUAUCACUGCUCCGAGACCGGCAAGAAGAUUGGACAGUACAAUUUUGAGACACCCUGUACGGCUUUGCAGUUCGAUGCCUUGGCCAAAUAUGCAUUUAUUGGUGAUCAUGCUGGCCAGAUAACCAUGUUGCGUUGUGACGCCCAGGGAGGGGUGCAGCUGAUAACCACCUUCAAGGGCCACACAGCAGCCAUACGCUGCCUGAAAUGGGUUGAGGGGCCGCAGCUGUUGUUCAGCGGUGCCUGUGACCAGUCGGUGAUUGUGUGGGAUGUGGGCGGUAAACGUGGCACAACCUACGAACUGCAAGGCCACAAAAACAAGGUCACCUCCCUGGCCUAUGCCAAUCACACACAACAAUUGAUAAGCUGUGGCGAGGAUAAUGUCGUUGUAUUCUGGGAAAUGAAUGCCAUGCGCAAAGAAGUUCCUAAUUGGGUUGAAUCCAACAGUUGUCAGAUCUGUAGCCGUCCAUUUUUCUGGAAUUUCCGUUCGAUGAUGGAUCAAAAACAAAUCGGUUUGCGUCAACACCACUGCCGCAACUGUGGCCGGGCCAUAUGCGAUAAUUGCUCGCAGAAUCGCAUCAACAUACCCAUAAUGGGUUUUGAGUUUGAUGUGCGUGUCUGCAAUGCCUGUUACAACGAACUGCAAACGGUGGAGCGACCAUCAUUGGCCUCCUUCCACGAUGCCAAACACUCAAUUGUCUACAUGGACUUGGAGGAGGAGCGAAAACGUUUGCUGACCGUUGGUCAGGAUCGUGUUAUUAAGAUUUGGGAUCUAAAUACAAUUUGGGAUUAAAACAUUUUUUCAUGACACACCACGACAUGGUAGUUCUAUAAUUCGAAAUUAUGGAUGCGAUACGAAAAGAAGGACGAUUUAUAUCCCUAUUAUAUAUUUACAAAACAAAAAAAAUAAGAAAAAUUAUAAACGUGUGUAGAAAACGAAAGAAAUCUUUAUAAACUAUUAUUAAAUAAUGUAAAUAAAGUAUUAAUAUUUAAGGACUGAAAAAUCAACAAAAUCAAAUGUUCUAUAUAUAAAUGAUAUAUAUAUAAAGAAAUUGGUGUUUCUUUUUCUAAUAAAAAUUAAAAGAAAAAUGAA
Molecule: messenger RNA, 1738 nt
Organism: Musca domestica (house fly)
Lineage: Eukaryota; Metazoa; Arthropoda; Insecta; Diptera; Muscidae
Gene: Wdfy2
Product: WD repeat and FYVE domain-containing protein 2
Exons: 1
Coding region: 215-1438 (407 amino acids)
Molecular function (GO): protein binding; metal ion binding
Source: RefSeq, a predicted model, not a curated record